AUGGGGACACCAGCCAUGGGCCGUUGUCCCUGGAGAACCCCCCAGCUGAGGGGUCCGUGUGGUGGGACAGAGCUGCUGGACGCCUUCAAGGAGUUCGACACGGACCAGGACGGGUACAUCAGCUACAAGGACCUGGGCUCCUGCAUGCGCACCCUGGGCUACAUGCCCACCGAGAUGGGGCUGAGGGGUCCGUGUGGUGGGACAGAGCUGCUGGACGCCUUCAAGGAGUUCGACACGGACCAGGACGGGUACAUCAGCUACAAGGACCUGGGCUCCUGCAUGCGCACCCUGGGCUACAUGCCCACCGAGAUGGAGCUCAUCGAGAUCUCCCAGCACGUCAAGAUGAGGAUGGGUGGCCGCGUGGACUUUGAGGACUUUGUGCAGAUGAUGGGGCCGAAGCUGAGGGAGGAGACGGCCCAUAUGGUGGGCGUGAGGGAGCUGAAGAUCGCCUUCCGUGAG
Messenger RNA from Antrostomus carolinensis (chuck-will's-widow), 459 nucleotides. Its product is annotated as calcium-binding protein 4-like. The annotation marks the transcript as partial. Lineage: Eukaryota; Metazoa; Chordata; Aves; Caprimulgiformes; Caprimulgidae. Gene Ontology annotation, molecular function: calcium channel regulator activity; calcium ion binding. The transcript is spliced from 3 exons. Gene Ontology annotation, cellular component: cytoplasm. The record is from RefSeq and is a predicted model, not a curated record.